Molecule: messenger RNA, 2109 nt
Organism: Phalacrocorax carbo (great cormorant)
Lineage: Eukaryota; Metazoa; Chordata; Aves; Suliformes; Phalacrocoracidae
Source: RefSeq, a predicted model, not a curated record
CCCCAGCCUGAGCUAAUUAUUGGGAGCCUGAUGUUGAUAAAGUUAAAGCGCCCGGGCGCCCUGCAGCAUGAGCCCCUCGCCGCGCCGCCGCCUCCUCCUCCGGCAGCAGCACCCCCGGCCCCAGCCGCCCCGCCGCCAGCGCCCCCAGCCCCGCCGGCACCCCCCGCGCUAGAGCCGCCCCCAUGAUGGACAGCCGCAUCCUGGAGCAUCCCCAUGCCCAGUUCGGGGGUAUGGUGGGUUUCCCUUACCCGCUCGGGCACCAUCACGUCUACGAGCUGGCCGGGCACCAGCUGCAGUCGGCGGCCGCCUCCGUCCCCUUCUCCAUCGAUGGAUUACUGAGUGGCUCCUGCGCCGCCUCCGUCGUCAACCCGGCGCCGCUCAUCCCCUCGGGCUGCGGGGUGAGCGGGGACAGCCAGCCCUUCAAGCUCGCAGACUCGGGUGACCCGGACAAAGAAAGUCCUGGCUGUAAAAGAAGACGAACCCGCACCAAUUUUACUGGCUGGCAGCUCGAGGAGCUGGAAAAGGCGUUUAAUGAGAGUCAUUACCCGGACGUGUUUAUGCGAGAGGCUCUGGCUCUCAGACUGGACUUGGUGGAGUCCAGAGUGCAGGUCUGGUUCCAAAACCGCCGGGCCAAAUGGAGAAAGAAAGAGAACACGAAGAAAGGCCCGGGGCGGCCGGCUCACAACUCCCACCCCACGACGUGCAGCGGGGAGCCCAUGGACCCCGAGGAGAUCGCCCGCAAGGAGCUGGAGAAGAUGGAGAAGAAGAAGCGCAAGCACGAGAAGAAGCUCCUCAAAAGCCAAAGCCGCCACCUGCACUCGCCCAGCGGCCUCUCCCUGCACAGCACGCCCAGCUCCGACAGCGACAGCGGCGGCGGGGGGGGCCUCUCGCCCGCCCCGCCCGAGGCCAAGCCCCGCGGGCAGCCCCCGCCGCCCCACCCGCCGCCCCCCGCUGCCGCCGCCCCCUCCGAGCCGCCCCCCGGCACCUGCGACCAGGCGGCAGAGCCCUUCUACCCCAGCCAAAGAAGCGGGAGCGGGCGGCUCCAGCGCCCGCCCGACAAGGACUGCGCGGCCGCCCCGUCGGGGGACGGCAGCGGGGGCGCGGGGGGGCCCCGCGGUGCCGGCAGCUUCCACAAGCUCAACCCCUUCAGCGUGGAGAGCCUCCUCUCUGACUCGCCCCCCCGUCGCAAAGCCGCGCCGGACUUCCCCAGCCUCCCCCCCUGCGCCCCCCGCACCCUCAUCGGCAAAGGACACUUCUUGCUCUACCCCAUCACCCAGCCCCUGGGCUUCCUCGUCCCGCAGACCGCCCUCAAGGCCAGCCCGGGCCCCGAGGCCGGUCAGCCCCCCCGGGACUCCCCGCUGCCCGCCGCCAACCCCGGCCCGCCCGGCUGCAGCGCGGAGCCGGCGCCCGCCGGUGCCCAGCCCGGCCCCACGGACUCGGGGGCGGCGGCGGCGGCGGGGUCGGUGCCACCUCCUCCGCCGGCCGGAGCUUCGCCCCGCUCCGCGGCCGCGCACGGUGACCCGGCGGCGGCCGCCCCCGCGGAGGGCGGCAGCUUCCCCCGGCCCAAAUCGCCGGUCCGGGCGCGGGACGCCAGCACAGCCAGGGACAGAUCGGACUGCGGCGACGGCGAGGAGGUGGACAUGGACUGACCGGGCGGGGAAUACUAUUAAUAAAAAAUAAUAAUAAAAAAGGAAAAAAUAGCAAAAAUAAACCCACCCGAGAACGACACCGACACCCCCCACGCCCGUCACCCGUGAGGAACCGGGGGGAGUGCUUCCCCGCUCGCCCCACGCACACCGUUCCCGCAGCCCGCGGGAGGCGGUGGCACAGCCGAGAAAGCGGCUCUUCCUCUCCUUAGAGUUUAUCACAGGUUGAUUCAGGUGAUCAGUUAGAGCUUUUGGGUUUUUAUAUUUAAAGGGAAAAAAAAAAAGAAAACGGGGUAAAAACAAAAAAAAGGGAAAAUUGUUUGUUAAGGCUUAGCAGCAGCUGGACUUUGUGGUGUGACGAACUGUACCGCGACAACAACGGAACUCCUCAAAACCCUUGUAAAAUGCAAAAAUGUCUAAGAAUAUUUAUAUAUGUAAAAUUUUUGAUAAAUAAAGGCUCUAA